ACAAAAAUUAGCCAAUGGAUAUUUAGGAUCCAACCUCAUGUUGGAUGAUCGUAUACAAAUUAUUUUCACUCAAACUGAAGAAUAUACAUGGGUGUUUGAUAGUCGUAACAAAUGUCGAUAA
Molecule: messenger RNA, 121 nt
Organism: Ambispora gerdemannii
Lineage: Eukaryota; Fungi; Glomeromycota; Glomeromycetes; Archaeosporales; Ambisporaceae
Source: the annotation of a GenBank genome assembly